AUGAAUUAGAGCAUGGAGAAAAGUUUGGAGAAUAAAGGAUAUAAGAUUUAAUCUUUACUAGGCAAGGGUGCUUUUGGAAAAGUUAUUAUCAAAAAUAAUUAGGUUUUUAAAGGAUUAAAGAAUAAUAAUUAGUAAUAGGUAGCCAUAAAAACUAUAGAAAUAUCAAGAUUUUCAGAAAAUGAUGGAAUUUUUGGAUAGCUAGUCUAAUCAGAAAUUUAGGCAUUGAAGAUGAUUAAAAGUGACCAUGUUGUUGGCUUUGUGGACACAUUUUCAGAUAUGAAAUAUUGUUAUAUAAUUAUGGAGUAUUGUGAUUGUAAUUAAUAAUUAACUAUUUUUUAUUUUAGCAGGAGAUUUAGAAAAUCAAUUAAAGAAUCCUAACUUCAAAAUAACUGAAUAAGAUGCUUUAGGAAUUUUUAAAUAAAUUUUAAAAGGUCUAAGAGAUUUACACUCAAAGUAUAUCAUUCAUAGAGAUCUGAAAGUAUAAAACAUAUUAGUUCAUAAUAAUUCUAUUUAUAAAAUAGCUGAUUUAGGAUUUUGUAAACUCUUAUAAGCAGCAGUAUUAUAUUAAAAUAUUAGAGGAUCAAGAAUCCAGAUUAUAAUUAGGAUCAUUAUUUACAAUGGCUCCUGAAAUUUUUAAUCAAAAACCAUAUGGAUUAUCAUCAGAUAUGUUUUCUUUGGGAGUUAUCUUUUAUUAGAUUCUAUAUAAUAGAUAUCCAUUUAAAUAAAAAGAUUACUUAUAAGAUUAUCAACGUAAUAUAUAUUAUAUUUUUUAGCAAAUAUCAAUUUUUAGAAAAACAAAAUUGAAGUAUCAGAAAAAACUCAAAAUCUCUUGUUCUAGAUGCUCUAAUUUGAUCCUUAAAAAAGAAUAUCUUUUAAAGAUUUAAUAAAUCAUCCAGCUUUUGAUAGACCUAUUUUUAGUAUUCAUUUAAUUCAUCUUCUUAGGUUUAAUAAGCAAAAUACAAUUACAAUCUAAUAGAAUUUCUUUUGAUGAUUAUGGAGAAUUUUAUAAUGAAAAAAGUGGUGAAAUAGAAGCAAACCUAAAAAAUAAUAUUGGUCAUUAAUAAAUGCCAUAAAUAGUUUAAGUUUAACACUACCCAAAAUUAGAAUUCAAGAAUUUUGAAUUAGAGAAGAUUUAAGAAGAUAAUAAGAAUAAAUUAAGUUUAGAAAUAGAUAAAAUUAAUGAAAAGAUUAAUCAAAUGUACUUCUUUUCAAACACUUUUUAAGAAUUAAUAUAAUUUCUUUAAUCACCUAAUAUAAUGGUUUUGUUGUGUUUAAAAUUAUAAAAGUUAUGCGAAAAUAUUAUCAAUAUGAUAAUUGAAAAUAGAUAAAUUUAUUAAUAGCAAAAAUAAUAUGAGCUUGACUACAAUAUUCUUGAAGAAUAGUAUAGGGAAAUGGUUAAUUUAUCUGAAGGAAUUAUAUAUUAAUUACACUUUCUCUAAGAAUAGUUAAUUAAUUAUAAUUAAAAUAUAUUUGCUUAAAAAAUGUCAGAAUAAUAAUUUAAUAAACUGUUCUAUGAAUAAUUAUCAAAUUAUCUUUCAAAAGUAAAAAAUAAUAUUACUAAUGCAAUAUCCCACUUAAUUUUUUGCUAUUUGUAUUGCAUCACCUAAAAUUCAUAAUUUUUAUAAUUUGAUGAAACAACCUUUGAUCUCAAAAGAUCUAAGUAAUUAUACAAAAAUUCGGAUCAUCUAUUGGAAUAAAUCUAAUUAUUUUCCAACAAAAUAAGUAAGUAAAAUUAUUGA
Paramecium pentaurelia is the source of this 1739-nucleotide messenger RNA. The record is from the annotation of a GenBank genome assembly. NCBI's taxonomy places the organism in Eukaryota, Ciliophora, Oligohymenophorea, Peniculida, Parameciidae.